Messenger RNA from Notothenia coriiceps (black rockcod), 1010 nucleotides. RefSeq names its product tubulin beta-1 chain-like. Gene Ontology annotation, cellular component: microtubule. Lineage: Eukaryota; Metazoa; Chordata; Actinopteri; Perciformes; Nototheniidae. The record is from RefSeq and is a predicted model, not a curated record. The transcript is spliced from 6 exons. Gene Ontology annotation, molecular function: structural constituent of cytoskeleton; GTPase activity; GTP binding. Gene Ontology annotation, biological process: microtubule-based process. The coding region runs from base 80 to 985 and encodes 301 amino acids.
CAGUUAGUUGGUAGCUGGAUCACUACAGAGUAACAACUUUAUCUUUUUCAGGCGUUUGAGCGUUUUUAAUUCAACCAACAUGAGGGAAAUCGUGCACCUACAGGCAGGCCAGUGUGGAAAUCAAAUUGGAGCUAAAUUUUGGGAAGUGAUUAGCGAUGAACAUGGCAUCGACCCGUCCGGGACAUACCAUGGGGACAGCGACCUGCAGUUGGAGCGAAUUAACGUGUAUUUCAACGAGGCUUCAGGUGGAAAGUAUGUCCCCCGGGCAGUGCUGGUGGACUUGGAGCCUGGCACCAUGGACUCAGUGAGGUCCGGUCCCUUUGGCCAGAUCUUUAGACCAGACAACUUUGUCUUUGGCCAGAGCGGAGCUGGUAAUAACUGGGCUAAAGGUCACUACACUGAGGGAGCCGAGCUGGUGGACUCGGUCCUGGAUGUGGUGAGGAAGGAGGCGGAGAGCUGUGACUGCCUGCAGGGCUUCCAGCUCACACACUCCCUGGGUGGAGGAACCGGCUCGGGCAUGGGCACGCUGCUCAUCAGCAAAAUCCGAGAGGAGUAUCCAGACCGCAUCAUGACCACUUUCAGUGUGGUGCCUUCGCCUAAGGUUUCAGACACAGUGGUGGAGCCAUACAACGCCACCCUCUCGGUCCACCAGCUGGUGGAGAACACAGAUGAGACCUUCUGCAUUGAUAAUGAGGCGCUGUAUGACAUCUGUUUCCGCACGCUGAAGCUCACCACCCCCACCUAUGGAGACCUCAACCACCUCGUCUCAGCCACCAUGAGCGGGGUGACCACAUGUCUGCGCUUCCCCGGCCAGCUCAAUGCUGAUCUGAGGAAACUGGCCGUCAACAUGGUGCCCUUCCCCAGACUGCACUUCUUCAUUCCGGGCUUUGCCCCGCUGACCAGUCGUGGCGGCCAGCAGUACAGGUCGUUGACUGUUCCUGAAGGCUCACCGAAACCAGGCAGAUGUUCCGACUCAAGAACAUGAUGGCAGCCUGUGACGCCGGCGGGCC